AUGGCGACGACGACCACGGUACGGGGCGGCGCGCUGAUGUGGCCGACGGCGUGUUUCUGGGGCGCGUGUGGCGUGUUUACCUUGGACAUGGCGUACAACCGGUUCGACCGAUGGUUCUCGGCGUCGGUGUUGGCGUCGGGCUUGCUGAACAUCGCCAUCACGCCGUGGAGCGUAUGCGUGCUGGACGGCUGGUGCGACGACCACCUGUCCACCACGUACCGGCGCUUGUACACCCGGUUGGUGGCGUUCACGUGCCUGCUGUCCCGGGCGACCGUCGUGUACAAGGUGCGCGGACACCUGGCCGGUUUCGGGGGCCGGGAGGAGGAGUACGAACGGAGUUGGCCCACAUCCCGGGCGCACCGGCGCCGGUACCGGGCGUACGCGUCAUCCGUGGUCGCGGCGUACCUGGCCCUCGUCUUGCCCAUCAACCUCACGCGACUGUACCUGUUGUACCGGUACGAGGAGUACGGCGACUCGAUGCUGCUGCUGUUCUUCUUCAACAUGUACCUCCAGAACUGGAGCAUGUGCUGCUUGGAGACGCACUUUGCGCUCCUGUGCUUCGGCGUCUACUUAAAGUUCCGGGCCAUCAACGACGAGCUGUCGGCUGUCCGGUCAGACGUCAUGGUCAGCAACAGGUAUCCGGUGGCGCUCCGGUCGUCGUCGCCGGCGUUAGUGGCCGCGGCCACGUCCGUAUUGCAAGACCCGCGUGGCCGGCCGAUGGAGACGGCCGUCGAGGAGCUCAGGCUCAGGCACGGGCUGACGCGCGAGUCGGUCGAACAGCUCAACAACAUGUUCGGUGGCCAACUGGCCCUGUCGCUCAUCACCCUGUGCAUCAUGAUACUGUUCGACAUCUACAACGAGGCAUUUCACGUGGGCGGCUCGAGUUCUAGAUCGAAAUUCAUCUUCGGCUGGAUUCUCCAAUACCUUUUCCGGUUCUUCGUGAUCGUCAUCACGGCACACAGCACUACCCAAGAGGGCUAUAAAACUAAAGUGCUUGUAACAGAAAUAAACAAUCGGCACUUAAAUAACAAUACGAAAUAUGAGUUACAAUUGUUUCUCAAACAAAUGAAUCACCAAUCCAUUGAUAUAACUGCGUGUGACUGUUUUACAUUAAACUGUCAUCUCGUCGCUUCUGCCAUUGCUGUCGGCACCACGUAUCUCUUUGUUUUAAUACAAUUUCGUUCAGAAAUUACUCAAUUUACGGAUAACAAAAAAUCAUGA
Messenger RNA from Macrosiphum euphorbiae (potato aphid), 1221 nucleotides. The record is from the annotation of a GenBank genome assembly. Lineage: Eukaryota; Metazoa; Arthropoda; Insecta; Hemiptera; Aphididae.